GCAUGCAUGAGGAGAACAUGCAAACUCCACACAGAAAGGUCCAUGCUGGCCAUGAGGUUCAAAGCAGAACCUUCUUGCUGCGAGGAAGUAGGCUUAUAUUACAUUGCUCUGCCUCCUCCCAGCUGUCCAUUAACCAUGAUGCACCGGUGUAAACAGAGCUGUCACUCAGAAUGCUCUGAAGUCAGUAAGGAGAUUGCAGAGCUCAUUUGGAACACCAGAUGCUGGGACAGCAGAGAAGCCUAGUUCAUUAAGUAUUUGAGGUAUGUGGCACCAGCAGCCUAAUAAUGAUCAGGAUGGAUAUUAAGGGGAAAUAAUCUAAUAGGUAAAGAUUGUUAGGGACCUGAUUUCUUGCGGAGGAGAAGGAAAGGAGGAAACAAACAAAAAAAAAAAACCCACCAUGCUGGCCUCCUGAGAGCUGCUUGCCCUGGAGCCUGUGCCCAGAGCCAAUAGAAUAUUCAUGUGAGUGAGAGGCGUUCCCUGCAGCCAUGGCGGAACUUUACAGCGCGUCCUGCUGUACAAACAUUCAGCUGACUGCCAGCAGUGGGACUGGACCCACACUCUAGAAAGUGCCGGAUUCAAACUAACGAAUACAAGACUGAAAAUAAAGGAAAAGUUCAGAAGGGACUGAGUCGACACAACAUCUUUCUCCAUCGCUCUGCGCAAAAGCCAAGCUGAAAGACUCAGGACAUUAGACAUGCAGCUUGGUCAGGACAGAUCAGUCUAAAGACUCUGAGGAUAAUCGGAGUUGUGCUUAUUCCGAUGAAGGCUGCUUCUCCUUUACACUAACACUAUAUUAAACCAAGCUCUCGAGUUCAGGAGUUCUCCACUGCGCACGCUCUGUUCUUCUCUCCUCUCUCUCGAUCACUCCUUCUCUCCUCUCCUCUGUCGCGCGCGCGCGCUCUUGCUUCGCCGUGAUGGCUGAGGAGGAUGGUGGCAUGUCGAGUCCCGCGGAGCGCAGCGCUCCGAGCAGCAGUAGCUUCAGUGUACUCAGCUGGGAGCAGGUGCAGCGGCUGGACAACAUACUGACCGAGACCAUCCCGAUCCACGGCCGGGGAAACUUCCCCACGCUGGAGAUGCAGCCGCGCCAGAUCGUGAAGGCGGUGCGGAGUCGCCUGGAGCAAAGCGAGAUCCAGGUGCGCGAUGUGCGCCUCAACGGCUCAGCGGCCAGCCACGUGCUGCACGAAGACAGCGGGCUCGGCUACAAGGACCUGGACCUCAUCUUCUGCGCCGAGCUUAAGGGCGAGAGGGAGUUCCAAACAGUCAAGGACAUAGUGCUGGAUUGUCUACUGGACUUCCUGCCCGAGGGAGUCAACAAGGAGAAAAUUACACCCUUGACCUUAAAGGAAGCUUAUGUUCAGAAGAUGGUGAAAGUAUGCAAUGAUUCAGACCGCUGGAGCCUCAUCUCACUCUCUAACAACAGAGGCAAGAAUGUGGAGCUCAAGUUUGUUGAUUCGUUGCGACGGCAGUUUGAGUUCAGUGUGGACUCAUUUCAGAUCAAGCUAGACUCUCUGCUUCUGUUUUAUGAAUGUUCCGAGAAUCCAAUGGCCAAAACCUUCCACCCGAGCAUCAUUGGCGAGAGUGUGUAUGGAGAUUUCAGCAUGGCCCUGGAGCACCUGCGCCACAAACUGAUCUGCACGAGGAACCCAGAGGAGAUCCGUGGUGGUGGCCUGCUCAAGUACUGCCAUCUACUGGUGAGGGGCUUUCGAGCAGAUUCUGAGAGUGAGAUGAAGUCUUUGCAACGCUACAUGUGCUCACGCUUCUUCAUUGACUUUUCUGACAUCAACGAGCAGCAGCGCAAACUGGAAUCCUACCUCCAGAACCAUUUUGUGGGCUUGGAGGAUCGCAAAUAUGACUAUCUGAUGACAUUGCAUGGGGUGGUAAAUGAAAGUACAGUGUGCCUGAUGGGACACGAGAGGCGGCAGACAUUAGGGCUCAUCGCCAUGCUGGCUGUUCGUGUGCUGGCUGAGCAGAACGUCAUACCCAAUGUGGCAAACGUUACCUGCUACUACCAGCCUGCCCCUUAUGUAGCCGAUGCCAACUUCAGCAAUUACUAUAUUGCCCAGGUGCAGCCAGUGUUUGCUUGCCAGCAGCACACAUACUCAACCUGGUUACCCUGCAACUGAGCGCAUGGUGAAUUCGAGAAUAAGAGAAAGGAAAAAAAGGUUGUGUUUUCAUACAGAAGCUGAAUCAGAUUUGCAAAUUUGUCCAGAGCAUUUCAAAGAAGCCUGAGCAAAAUGACUGUGCUUUCUUGCUCUGAAUUAAAAGCCCCAUGAUUUCCAGAGUGCAUAUUAAAGCAAAAUUUGAAUUAUAAGGGGUAAAUGAGUCAGCUGACAGUAUCCCUGUCCUAAUUGUAAUUUUGGCAAGCUUUGCUAACAGAUGUUCAGUGUGACCCUAACAUACCCAUGCCCUUCCAUCUCUGGAAGGAUCUUUAGAGCUUUUUCUGAAGCAGUCUAACAGUCCUAGAGAAUGCAAUCAAUGGGCAGUUGUUAAACACCUGGCAUCCGACUGGCUGGCAUGGACCAAAGACUGGCUUCGUUAGUGCUGUUUUGUGGAACGCUCCCAUGCUGACCAUGUGGGUACAGUAGCCUUUCUUCAUGUGGUCCAUGUGCAAAGUUACAGAGGACAAAAAAAAAGAACCGGGGUCUUCUUUAAGCUCCUACUUUUGAUCUGACACAAAAAGGUGAGGGGACAACUUGUUUAAAAUGGUAAAAAUAAGUCUUAGAAGAAGGUCAUAUUCUUGAUAAGUGUUUACAAAACCAAAGAUUUUAUGAUUGUCUCUUUUUAUUGCCCAAAUUUGGAAGUAGUUCUGUCUAUAUUUGUAUAUGUGAAACAUUCAUUCUAAGUGCCUAAUGCAGAAUGUGAAGGGAAUUAGGCUGACCAUUCUGCUUUUGUGAACUAACCAAGUCCAUGAUCGUUAUAAACAACAAAAGGACUGAGAUUGUGAAUGUAUGGCCGAUUAGUGUGUAAUUUUUGUAGAAGGUCAAGAUGACGUCAGCAUUGCAGAUGAGAAAAGGCUUUUUUUUUCAAUUCAUAGAAGAGAGAUGAAUAAAGAACAGUUCGAUAUUUGUGGUGCUCUAUUUUUGAAACACUGCGUCAAAACUAAAGAAAAUUAGUUAGCCACAUUAUCUCUUAAUUUAUUGUUGCUUUUAAUGAGCAGGAGUCAAACUGAAAUGACUCCCUUAAUACACUUGUUACUGUAUGUAUCAUAAUUAACAAGGUUAGAUUUUUUUAUUUUUCAUUGCUUAAGCUCUGUAAGUUUGGCAAAAUGCAGUCUUGCCUGGCCUGAGGUUGUACAUUCUGAGGUUGUACAUUGACUAUCGCUCUUGAAAUAUAACAGACAAAUGGAUAAAAACCCUGCGUCAGGUGAAAGAGGAAAGUCAAAGGCACGGUGCACUAAAAAAAAAUAAUAGCCAUGUUAUUUAAAAGAGUGAGGGGAGUGUGUUUCCCUGCUGCCAUAAGGGAAUGUAUUUGUUAAGGUACUUCUGAAGGUGGGACAGUAUUUGAUGUAACACCUUAGCAGGGAAUUCCUCAGUCCCUGCUGAAGCGCUGAGACUAAAACUGACUGUGUUCAUGCUUCCUUGCUCAGGUUCACUAUUCUGUGUGCUCAGUGUUGUCCUAGCAUUCAGGUCCUGCAAGCAAAGCAUAACCCGUUCUUGAUUAAUAGCGACAAGAGGAAGCAUGUCUGGACGGCUGAGACAUGUAAACUUGAGAUGGAGAAGGCAUGGAAUGAGAGAAUGUGUGAAAGAGUGCAUGGGAGAGCUGAGAAGACGCAGGAGAGGGAGUGAGAGCUGGGGAGAUGGGUGCAGCUGGUGAAGGGGUUCAUUUGCUUCUGUAUAUAGUUUUGAAUCAGAACCGCCUGUUAUGUCUCUAAAUGAUGUUGUGCUGAGCCACAGAGAUUUAAAGAGACAAAAAGGAACAAUGUUGACCCAAUAUACUUAAAUAUAAUAUAUUUAAGUGUAGCACUAAAAAUACUUCAUCAUCACCAGCAUUUGAAAACUGAGUCAUGACCAAUGAUAUGUAUCUUUUAAAUACUGCUUUCAAAAAGGGUCAGGAAAUAUUUUGACAAAAUCUAGUUGGUGUAAAUUAAAGCAGCAGCUGAUCUGAGAUUUGUCCCUGUCUUCUCCAUUCUGCCAGGUUUAACAGCACAGUACAGUGAUACUGAGAGGAGCCUGUGCAUAGACUAUGAUGUGUGUCUACUGCUAAAUCAAGCAGAAUCUUAAACGUUCUAUAUUUUUUUUCUAUCCUGCUAUUUUACAUGCUCAGGUUCUCAUUUGUCAUUUUUGUGAAUCACAUGCAACUUUGUUGUUUGUUGAGUCACAUUUUGUCACAUUUGUUGCUGGAGCCCUGUGGAUGAUGCACACAGCAGGAAUUUACAUACGCCCCAUGAAUACUAUGAGCUUAGUGUCGCUUAGCUGGCAAAAAAAAAAAAUUCAAAAUAAGUAGCAGACCACCCCUGUUGCAGUGUUCUAAACUGCUUCAAAAUGUUCAAAAAUGAGAAAUUGUUUUCUAUGUUUUUAUCAUACUUGCUUUGAAUAAAUGCAUUAUGCACCAUAAUUCUCAAUCCGCUUUGAAAUGUGAUCAAGCUGCUAAAUGUUUGAUUUU
This is a messenger RNA of Neoarius graeffei (lesser salmon catfish), 4602 nucleotides long. RefSeq names its product terminal nucleotidyltransferase 5Aa (gene tent5aa). Lineage: Eukaryota; Metazoa; Chordata; Actinopteri; Siluriformes; Ariidae. The coding region runs from base 915 to 2123 and encodes 402 amino acids. Gene Ontology annotation, molecular function: RNA binding; poly(A) RNA polymerase activity. Gene Ontology annotation, biological process: mRNA stabilization. The record is from RefSeq and is a predicted model, not a curated record. The transcript has 2 exons.